AUGGCGAAGCAGGGUGUGGCUUCCAUGCUUGCACUGGCAUUGCUUCUCGGGGCAUUUGCAGCCAUUCCUACAGGAGUGCAAUCCAUCGGCGUGUGCUACGGCGUGAACGGCGACAACCUGCCAUCGGCGAGCGACGUGGUGCAGCUGUACCAGUCCAACGGCAUCAACCUGAUGCGCAUCUACUUUCCCGACACCAACGCUCUCAACGCGCUGAGCGGCAGCAACAUCGGCGUGAUCAUGGACGUGCCCAACUCGGAGCUCUCCUCGCUGGCCUCCGACCCGAGCGCGGCGGCCACGUGGGUGCAGAGCAACGUGCAGGCGUUCCCGGGGGUCAACUUCAAGUACAUCGCCGUGGGCAACGAGGUCUCCGGCGGGGACACCAACAGCAUCCUCCCCGCCAUGCAGAACGUCAACUCCGCGCUGGCCAACGCCGGGCUCGGAGGCAUCAAGGUGUCCACGGCGGUGCAGAGCGGCGUCACCCAGGGGUUCCCGCCGUCGCAGGGCAGCUUCUCGCAGGGGUACAUGGGACCCAUCGCGCAGUACCUGCAGAGCACGGGGGCGCCGCUGCUCUGCAACGUGUACCCGUACUUCUCCUACACGGGCAACGAGGCCCAGAUCGACCUCAGCUACGCGCUCUUCACGUCGCCGGGGACCGUCGUGCAGGACGGCGGCAACGCGUACCAGAACCUCUUCGACGCGCUCGUCGACACCUUCGUCUCCGCGCUCGAGAACGCCGGCGCCGGGAACGUCGGCGUCGUCGUUUCCGAGAGCGGGUGGCCGUCGGCUGGCGGCGACGCCGCCACUCCGGGGAACGCGCAGACCUACAAUCAGAACCUCAUCAACCAUGUCGGGCAGGGCACGCCCAAGCGCCCUGGAUCCAUCGAGACCUACAUCUUCGCCAUGUUCAACGAGGACCAGAAGCCUGGAGCCGAGACGGAGAGGCACUUCGGACUCUUCAACCCGGACAAAUCCCCGGCGUACCCCAUCAAUUUCUCCUAA
Messenger RNA from Miscanthus lutarioriparius, 999 nucleotides. The record is from the annotation of a GenBank genome assembly. NCBI's taxonomy places the organism in Eukaryota, Viridiplantae, Streptophyta, Magnoliopsida, Poales, Poaceae.